AUGAAGAUUACAUCCCUCGCCUCGCUGGCAGUGUUGACACUGGCCAACGGCCAGAUCACCUCCUUGGGAAACGGCACUGUCGCCUGCCUCAAGCCUGGCGGAUCGUUCUGCCUUGGCGAUUCCCUUGCAACCGACUUCAUCGUCAAGUGUGACGACAAGGGAGUUGCUCAGGUGUCGUCUUGCUGUGAUCUUCUCGCCGCCAAAUUCCCCCUCGACGCUCCCGGCACUUGCUGGCAGACUUCCCCUAGCAGCGGAGACGCUGUCUGUGAGAAGAACUGCAUCGCCUACUGCGGCAGCGAUACCUUUGUCCUGCCCACCCAGCAUUGUACCCCUUCGACCACCCAGACUCCAUCGGGAGCUGCCACCCCUUGCCCUCCAGGGGUCGCUACCACUCCGCUUGCUCCUGGCGAGCCUCAAGUCACGACUCCUGGUAUUCCAGGCGAGCCCACUGCUCCCGGAACCCCUGGUGUACCUACCGAUGUCCCUCCCGUUGCUCCUGGUCAGCCUGUUGUCCCGGGUACCCCAAUUCCUGGUCAACCUGACGUCCCGGCCACCCCGAUUCCAGGCCAACCUGACGUCCCAGCUACCCCAGUUCCUGGACAGCCUCCGAUCCCACCGCCAGCCGGCUCCGGCCUGCCCCCAGUUGAGCCUACAGUCGUUCCCACUGUGUCAACCGCCAGCGUUCCGGGAGGCGGAGUCCCUACAGGCACAGGUACUGGUCCAGGCGACAUUACACCUCCCAUCGCUACACCCCCUCCUGAGGGAACUGAGCCUCCGAAGGUCCCAACUGCGGGCGCUCCGAUUGUCGAGCAAGCAGGUGCAGCUAUGGCCAUUGUCGGCCUGGCAGCUGUUUAUCUCCUCUGA
Pyricularia oryzae 70-15 is the source of this 864-nucleotide messenger RNA. RefSeq lists its product as uncharacterized. NCBI's taxonomy places the organism in Eukaryota, Fungi, Ascomycota, Sordariomycetes, Magnaporthales, Pyriculariaceae. Bases 1 to 864 code for a protein of 287 amino acids. The transcript has 3 exons. The record is from RefSeq and is a predicted model, not a curated record.